Fusarium mangiferae is the source of this 648-nucleotide messenger RNA. RefSeq lists its product as uncharacterized. The record is from RefSeq and is a predicted model, not a curated record. NCBI's taxonomy places the organism in Eukaryota, Fungi, Ascomycota, Sordariomycetes, Hypocreales, Nectriaceae. Gene Ontology annotation, molecular function: oxidoreductase activity. The transcript has 2 exons. The coding region runs from base 1 to 648 and encodes 215 amino acids.
AUGCUUAUUGACAUCGUCAUCCAUGGAGACAUUCUAUGUCCGUGGUGUUUUCUCCAGAAAAAGACUCUUGAGGGAGCCAUGGAACGAUAUCAAGCACUCCACCCAGAAGUUGAAUUCGAUGUCACAUGGAAGCCCUUUCUUCUGUAUCCUACACUAAGAAGAGGUGACAAGCGUGCCCUCUAUGAAAAGCUCAUGUCCCCAGAGAAGCUUCGUCUUUUCACUUCUCGACUCCAAACAGCCGGUGCUCGUUACGGCAUCGAGUUCUCUGUGACUGGAAAGACAGGACCUUCACAGCCUGCCCACCGACUUGUGGCCUUGACCCUUCAAACUCGUGGAGCAAAUGUCCAGUCUGCGUUUCUUGAUGCUCUUUUCCGUGGUCACUUUGAAAACGGGGCUGACAUUGCCGACGAAGCCUGGUUGAUGCACGUAGGCCGAACAGAGGCCAAACUCGAAGAUUCUGAUAUGAGAGCAGCGCUUCUGGGACCUGGUCUGGGGAAGUCGCUCGAGGACGAGGUCAGAACUGCUGCUAUCGCGGGUGUAGAAGCCGUGCCUUGCGUCACGGUUCAGAAGAAGUUUCGAGUUGGGGGGUAUCAAGAGUCAGACAUCUUUGAGAGCUUGUUUGACAAGAUACGGCGAGAGAACAGGUAA